This is a messenger RNA of Lucilia sericata (common green bottle fly), 1203 nucleotides long. RefSeq lists its product as uncharacterized. The coding region runs from base 10 to 996 and encodes 328 amino acids. The record is from RefSeq and is a predicted model, not a curated record. The transcript is spliced from 2 exons. Lineage: Eukaryota; Metazoa; Arthropoda; Insecta; Diptera; Calliphoridae.
AAAUUUAUUAUGAAUCGUUUAACUCUUCACCCUAACCCACUAACACAUUCAUUACACUUCAUUCAUUCACACAUAAUUUCUUUUAUACAGAAUAUGGCACCCAAUAACAACAACAAUCGUAAAGGACGUUCCAACCGUUCCAGCCGCAAUGGAUCUCGGCCCAAACCCAACCGCAAAAACGAUAAACGUCAACCAAAACGCCAUUUUGGUUGCGGUAUUUGUCAAGCCGAUCACAGCUUAACAAACUGUCGAAAGUUCCAAAAGAUGAACUUGGCGGAGAAAUACAAAACCGCAGUUAAAUUGCACUACUGCGUCAAUUGUUUGGCGAGGAACCAUCUCAUUGGCGGUUGCACGAGUAAGGCUCGUUGCCAACAAUGUGGUGGUAAACACCACUCCACCCUACAUGGUCCAAAUAGGAUUUUAAAGAAUUUGACCCAGGACCAAUCCCCUCCACCAACUCCGGCACCAAGAACUCCACCCACACCAGCUCCAAGACGAUCAUUAGACAUCGUGAAAGUUACAACACCGGUAACAACGUCGAUGAUGAAAACGUUUGUUCCUACAGCAGUUGUGCAGGUAGGAAGUCGGCGGGCAAGGGCAAUACUAAAUCCUAGCUUGACUAAGUCUAGAAUAGCAGCCGUCUUUGUUAGUGAAAGUUCCCUAGCUCCCUUCAAAAUCGACAAAGAGGUGUUUGUGAAGGUGUUAAUUGCACCAAAUUAUUCCUCAAGCCUCCGAUACGAGGUUUGCAUGGAGGUGGUUAAGGAUCUGCCAAAAACCCCAUAUCCAAGCCCCAUGGACGAAACAAUUAAAAGUAAAUUGUGUCGCAUAUCGCUGGCUGACCCGGAGUUUUACUCCAACAACCCAGUCUCCAUGGAAAUUGGUGGAGACCUUUACACAAGCAUCCUACAACCGAAUGUGAUUCACAUUGACGGGGGAUCACUUAUAGCCCAGGAUUCCACCCUUGGCUGGCUGGUCAUGGGAUCAUCUACCCAAUAAACCCGCACACAAUGAAGUUGCCAGGCCCGGGAGGAUGUUCACAUCAGUGAACACAUAACACUGUCCAUCCCUGACGUCAUUUAAUACCCACACAUAACUGCAGCCAACUUCAUCUACAUAUGAACGUCAGCUGCAGCUUUGGCCUUCAGCUUUAACUUACUUCUAUUCUAAUCCACCUGUGAGAAGAACAAAAAGUGUGUGCGCUAA